UAGGGUUUUAUUUCCUCAUUUCCGUCUUUAUCCUUCACAGCUACCACCACACAGAGCAAGGGGGCGAGUGAAAAUGCCGGCGGGUCAUGGUCUUCGUUCUCGAACUCGGGAUUUGUUCUCAAGGCCCUUCAGGAAGAAGGGUUACAUUCCUUUGACAACCUAUCUCAGGACCUAUAAGAUUGGUGAUUAUGUCGAUAUCAAGGUGAACGGCGCCGUCCACAAGGGUAUGCCUCACAAGUUCUAUCAUGGUCGCACCGGUCGUGUCUGGAACGUUACCAAGCGUGCUGUUGGCGUUGAGGUCAACAAGCAGGUAGGUAACCGAAUCAUAAGAAAGAGGAUUCAUGUGCGGGUGGAGCAUUUGCAGCCUUCAAGGUGCACAGAGGAAUUCCGUCUAAGGAAGAAGAAGAAUGAUGAACUGAAGGCCCAGGCAAAGGCAAGAGGUGAGGUCAUUAGCACAAAGAGGCAGCCAGAAGGCCCUAAACCUGGUUUCAUGGUUGAGGGUACACAGUUGGAAACUGUUACGCCCAUCCCAUAUGAUGUUGUUAACGAUCUCAAGGGUGGUUACUAGGUCUACAAUUUCUAGGUUUUUUUCAUGCUGUUUGGUUUGUGUUGCCAACUUUUGUUGACUGGAUUAGUUUAUUCAUAUGAGCCUCAACUACUGUCAGUUUUGAAGAGGUAUUUGGAGAUUUAUGCAUAUCCAAAGAUGCAUGGUUUAUUUCAUUUCCUCUUUAGAUAUAAUGGGAGUUUUUCUAUUCAAA
Messenger RNA from Hevea brasiliensis (rubber tree), 758 nucleotides. Its product is annotated as 60S ribosomal protein L21-1. Gene Ontology annotation, molecular function: structural constituent of ribosome. Gene Ontology annotation, biological process: translation. The transcript is spliced from 2 exons. The record is from RefSeq and is a predicted model, not a curated record. NCBI's taxonomy places the organism in Eukaryota, Viridiplantae, Streptophyta, Magnoliopsida, Malpighiales, Euphorbiaceae. Bases 74 to 568 code for a protein of 164 amino acids. Gene Ontology annotation, cellular component: cytosolic large ribosomal subunit; ribosome.